CUGUCAACGGUUAACGGAUUUGGUUCGAACUUGUUUGUUUUGUUCCCAAGCCUGUUUGGUCUUCGUUGUGUAGAAAUUGUCUUUACGCUAAUUGUAAACGCCCCGACAUGAGCAACGCAGCAUUUAUAGAUGAUUGGAACAAUAUUAUACCAUUUAAGAUUAAAGUAACGGAUUUGGAAAAACCUACCGAACAGUUUGUUUACAAAUCAAUCCUUCAAUUUUUCAAGCUCAUGCAUUACGACGUUGCCAGCUACGAAAAUAUGUACAGCGAUUCGAAUGAAACACUCACGAUGAAGCGGGUGGAAUUGGUGGCGAGAAUCAACUACAUCUAUCAACUGUGCUCAGAUUCGAAACAAACUUCGUUCUUGUACGUUGACCUCGUCAAACCAACUGGAAAAAAGAUCAUACAUUUGCUUAAAGUUCUGCUCAACUAUCUGUUUUACACAAAUAUGGUAAAAGAAACAGUGUUGGAAAAGGCAAACAACUGCACACAGGAGUAUUCUGAGCUGAACGCUAAACUAAACCAGGAACAAAUAACGAAGGAAGAAAACAAAAUUCGAGCCAACAAAAUAAAUCGUCACAUAGAUGACUUGAAACUGCACCUGCCUCAACUAAAGAAUCAGAUUGAAACCCUUCAGCAAAGAAAACACAAGCUUCAGGAAAACAUAUCCUCACUGAAGGCAAAUGACCAGCAACUAGCCGAUAAAAUUAUUAAACUAAAAAUUGAACAUUCGGAACUGGCAGAACUGCUUGUAGCCGACGAUGAAGCAUCUUCCGUGAGGGAAAUAAAACAAUCGCUAACUAGAGAAAUUGAAACACUCACGGAAACGGAAAAAGAGUUGCAACAAGCUUACCAAAUCCAUGUUUCUUCGAUCAACCAGAUAAGACCGUGCAAUGCACUUCUAGAAAAAAUGCUUCUAAUUGGAAUGGAUGAGUCUUGCAAAAACAUACGAGGCGCAAUAGUUGAACUAAAUUCUUUGUGCGAUAAGUUACGAAAACAAAGGAACAACUUGACAAACCUCUCAGAUACAUUGCAAAAUAACUGCGAGGAACUCGAUGGCCUGCUUGCAGAUAAAAAUCAAGAGCUGGAAGUACGUAGAAAGGUAUUGGAGAAAAAUGACAGAAGAAAAGAUAGCAAGCACCUGGAACAGGAGAAACGCCUUAAGGCAUUGGAUCAAGCAAAUGAGAUAUACGCACAGCUGUUGGUAGUUCAGAAAGCAGAAAUGCAAAGAGUUAUCGUUAUGGUUGAGCAAGCUCUCAAGUUUAUAAACUAAUGCUCUUUCUAACCGAAUAAAUUAAGGCAUUAUUUCGUUCGCCGGAUUGAUAUACAACCACAAGAAAGCAA
Molecule: messenger RNA, 1345 nt
Organism: Anopheles arabiensis
Lineage: Eukaryota; Metazoa; Arthropoda; Insecta; Diptera; Culicidae
Exons: 6
Coding region: 108-1274 (388 amino acids)
Cellular component (GO): Ndc80 complex; kinetochore
Source: RefSeq, a predicted model, not a curated record